Messenger RNA from Fusarium keratoplasticum, 1029 nucleotides. RefSeq lists its product as uncharacterized. The coding region runs from base 1 to 1029 and encodes 342 amino acids. The record is from RefSeq and is a predicted model, not a curated record. The transcript has 2 exons. Lineage: Eukaryota; Fungi; Ascomycota; Sordariomycetes; Hypocreales; Nectriaceae.
AUGUCGGAAUCUCGCAAAUCCAAGUCACCGCUUCGGGCUCUGGACCCUCAGCCCAUGCGAAGCCCUUCUCCUCCCGAUGGACGAGCCCCAGAGAGAGCAAAGUCGUAUCCGGGACCUGACUCCCAGUCUCAGCAGUAUGGUCCUCAGCCGUACAAUCCCCAGGAUUACUCCAACCAGAGCUACAACCCUCAAAACUACGGCCCGCCACCAAACAACUAUGGAUCUCAGAACUACAACCAGUCGUACAACCCCCAGAACUACCCUCCCGUCUCCGGUCCUCAGACAGGUCCCGCCAUGUUUCCCACGCGCCCAGUGUCCGACUCGUAUCUUCCCGACCAGGGCGGAGCAAUGGCCAGCAGCACCAAGAUCACCACCACCCAACAGUAUAGCACCCAGCAGCAGUAUAGCUCUCAGCAGCAGAUGGUGCCAGCCAUUGCCCCCACCUCGCUUCGAGAGCUCCAAGCCCUCAAGACGACGUGCCAGUUUAGCCUGCGCGAGUACGUCAGUCUACAGCGGCAGAGACGGAGCGGUGACUCGGCCAUGUCGGCGUAUGAGCUGGACACGCGCAUCCGCAACCACACCAACGUGAUGCUAAGCGACCUACGGAUUCUCCAGAGCGAGGUGCGCGGGAUUGGCAAGGAGGCCGAGAACCACCGCUGGAGGAGGUGGAUUAUUGGUGGUGCUAUUGCCACGUUUAUUCCCUUUAUUCGCAAAUUCUGGCGCCGGAGCCACGACGACGAAGAAUCAGCAAUGUCGGCCAAUGACACCGAGUACGCCUUCCGCAAGUCCAAGGGUCUUCUCGAGUACAUCAAGAACGCCCUCCUCGGCCACGGCAGGUGGGCCAAGUUUGCCUUCAUCGUCUUCGCGGUGCUGUUUGUGUUCUCCAACGAGGUGUCGCUCCGGGUGGCCCGGACGGUGCAGAAGCGCAUCAAGAAGCUCUGCGUGCGCAUCGAGCAGGGCGACCCGGACGUUGACGAGAAGGAUAUGAAGGUGCUCGAUGGCUGGCGAUGGAGAGUUCUCUUGUGGUAA